Molecule: messenger RNA, 2374 nt
Organism: Mangifera indica (mango)
Lineage: Eukaryota; Viridiplantae; Streptophyta; Magnoliopsida; Sapindales; Anacardiaceae
Product: zinc-finger homeodomain protein 6
Exons: 1
Coding region: 1283-2293 (336 amino acids)
Biological process (GO): regulation of DNA-templated transcription; regulation of developmental process
Cellular component (GO): nucleus
Molecular function (GO): transcription cis-regulatory region binding; DNA-binding transcription factor activity
Source: RefSeq, a predicted model, not a curated record
GCGGAGAGUGCUGGUUGCAGUGCAACUGCAGGCGCACAAACACAAAACAGUGUCGAGUAGAGAGAGAUAAGAAUAACUCAACUGAAGGGAGUCAUAGUGAGGAAAAGAGAGAAUCUGACACACACUAAAAGGACAAAUGCUGUGCUGUGGACCAGCAUUCCAACACUUUACUUCUUCAGUUGGUCUUUUUUUCAAGGCUGAACUCUUUCAUCUUUGAUUAAUUUCUUAUAAAUUUACUUUCUUCAAACAGUUUAACCUGGGAAUUUGAGAUUUUCAGGGAGAUUCGAGGCAAAUAAACCGACGUCAGAUUCAACAUAAGCAUUUCUCGUAAAUAUCUCUGCAUAUUUUCACCUUCUUUCAUUGUCUUACACUUGAAGUUGCAUUAAAUAUAAUUAGUUAGAUUCGUUUAGGGUUUGCAGAGAGCUGAAAAGCGUGUGCCAAAGCACACACAGAGUGGGGAGAGGCAAUUAUUAGGGAGCUGGACCAAUAUGCAGGCUAUGGAAGAGAACUAACAUGAAACUGUCGGUUGUUCUGCAAAACUGGUCUUCUCUAUUACUCACCGCUGCCUUUUUUUAGUCUUCUGAAUACCAAUAAGAAUCCAUUGUUCCUUUGUAGAUGGAUUUCAUGUGGCUUGAUGGGUGGUAGGAAACACAAUUCUCUCCCAAAUCUUUGUCCUUUUAGCGUCUUUAGCUCUCUUUCUUGUUUUAACGAACUUCCCUUAGUCUAAUUAGAUUCUAGAUUUCCCUUAAUCAAUGCUUUAAUAAACCCUUCUUUGUAUUUUCUUGAUGCUGCACUUACUUUCUUCUUUCUUCGAAUUUACCGUCUUCACUGCAUCAAGUUGAGGCAUUUGGGGCCCAUAUCUAAGCUUCAUCUCCUGUUUCAGUUUCAAAGAUGUUUCUUUUCUUGUUAUAUGUUUUGGGUUUGUCUGAAUUGAACACUUAUAAUCCAUCUAAUCUCCUUGUCCAUCUACUGCUUAAUCUUUUGCUUACGUAUAUCUAAUAGGGUUGUUGUUAGUGAAAAUGGGUUGGUGGGUUUAGCACCAAGAACGUCAAAAUCAGAAACAAGACAGCCGAAGAGAAAAAAAUUUUGAUCUUUGGUUAGAUUGAUCAUAAUUUCUUUGAUUAAGUGGUUUCUUAGGUUAGCUGGUGUAAAUUAGGGUUGAAAAUUUUAGGAAGAGAUCAUCAAUGGAUGCAAGAUGAUGAUGGUGGUUUAAGAAGAUCCUUUUAUAAAGGGAUCGAGGCGGCUGAGGUGAAAUCGAGAAGAAGAUCAUAAAUCCAGAUUAAUGGAACUGAGAGACCAAGAUGCAGAAAUAGGGAUGCCGAGUUCUUUGGUUUAUAACAGGGCUUCUUCUUCAAAAGUCUCAUCAGCAACAAUAAAUUCAGCUGGGGGAGAAGCCAGAAGAGAUCAUGGUGAUGCUAUCUUCAAUUCUCCUCGAACCCUAGAUCAGCAUCCUCUUCUUUUUUCGCAAUUGAAUCAGCAACAAAAUUUUCAUAAGCAGCACAAAAGAGAUCUAGAUGUUGAUUCAGAUCCAGUGCCCACCGGAGAUGAACAAGUAGCUAGCAGAUCAAUCGUGGCAACCCCCAGACAAGCACAGCCACCGCAAGCACCACUGCAAGCAGUAGCUACGGCCAUCGUGCCGUCGAUCAGAUACCGAGAAUGCCAGAAGAAUCACGCUGCAAAUAUGGGAGGUCACGUGAUGGAUGGCUGUGGAGAAUUCAUGCCAGGCGGUGAAGAAGGAACCGUCGAAGCCUUAAAAUGUGCAGCUUGUGAAUGUCACCGGAAUUUUCACCGGAGAGAAGUUGAAGGCGAACCACAAUUUUAUGCACCCACUAGAAACAACACAAGUACAAGAAACACCAUGCUUCUUCAUCAUCAUCACCAUCAUCAACAGCCACUACAAUAUCAGCCUCAUCAUCAAAGAUUCCCUUACAAUAAUCCCGCAACGACUGUUUAUGCACCCAUGAUGAUGAACUUCGGCGGAGGCGGCGGGGGAAACAGUGGAGGGGGCCCAGCAGAGUCUUCAAGUGAAGAUCUCAAUCUGUAUCACUCUAACACUGCUGGACAAACAUCAGUCGUGCCACAGUCAACGAGGAAGAGAUUUAGAACCAAGUUCACUCAAGAACAAAAAGAUAAAAUGAUGGAAUUUGCAGAAAAAUUGGGAUGGAAGAUGCUGAAACAAGAUGAUGAACAAGUGCGGCAGUUUUGCUCUCAUGUGGGAGUAAAGAGACAAGUUUUCAAAGUCUGGAUGCAUAAUAAUAAACAAGCUUCUAAGAAGAAGCAAAAUGAAGAAUAAAUUACAGAUAAAAUCCAUUGAUCACUUGUAAUCAUCUUCUUCAGAUAUAAUAUUAUUUACUGCAAGAUCUUUCUUUCAUUA